CUGAGUCCUGGUCAGAGUUACCCUGAUGGGAUGGAGCCCAAGACUCAAAUAUCUGCUCAGUUCCCUGAAAUGCAACAGUCUCCACAUAAAUGCAGUGUGCACUGGACAGAGAGCACAGAGCCGCUGAUGCUCCUCUGAAGUGAACAGAGGAGAAUACACAGACAGCUCAACGGGGAGGCAUGACAAAGUCAGGUUAAAGACUUUUGGCACAAAGGCAGGGUUAGGUUUGAAUAAAACUAUAGAAUCCCCCUUUCAAUGAAUGUUAUGGCUCUGGUCUGAUCUUUGGUUUGGUCUCUGGUCUGGUCUUAGUCCUGGUCUUUGUCCUAGUUCUGGUCUGGUCUUUGUUUCAGGUACAGAUGUCUAAUUCAUCCGCGGUUCUGGACCCAGUGGUGUUUGAGCUGGAGGGUUUCAUGGUUGCCCCUGGUUACGGGCCCCUCCUCUUCCUGUUGCUGUUGUGUAACUUCCUGUUCGUGUGGGCGGGUAACGGGGCAGUGCUGGUUGCCGUGGCGACAGAUAGGCGGUUGCGGAGGCCGAUGUUUGUGCUGAUGGUUAAUCUGGCUCUGGUGGACCUUCUGGGGGCCACGGCUGUCUGUCCCCACAUCCUCAUGCACUUCCUGUACGCCGACCGGUCAGUCGCCGUCCAGGGCCCUGGGUCACAACCGAUCAGCUACCGCUCCAUCAGCCACUCCCUCGCUCUGCUGCAGGCUUUCGCCGUUCACACGUACGGAGUCGCCGUGCAGACCGUGCUCGCCGCCAUGGCCUACGACAGGUACGUGGCCGUGUGCGAGCCGCUCCUGUACCACACCAUCAUGACUCCGCUCCGGGUUUUCUGGCUCUGUUUCUGGUCCUGGUUCUCGGCCUUUGUCUUUAUCGGGAUUCUGUUCGGCCUUCACUCCGGGACCAGGUUCUGCGGGACUCUGAUCCAACAUGUUUACUGCAGUAACCGAGGAAUACUUCAACUGUCCUGUGAUCCCACGCCCAUCAACAACUACUAUGGUCUGGUGAUGACAUAUACAGUCAGCACAAGCGUGUUCCUGGUCACGGCGUUCUCGUAUGCUCGGAUCCUGUUGGCAGUCCUGGGUCGUGGUGGUCUAGACCCGGUCCAGACCCGGUCCAAGGCCCUGCAAACCUGCUCCUCCCACCUGCUGGUCUACGUGCUGUACAACUUGGCAUCCGUCAUCAUCGUCAUAUCGUACCGCUUCCCUGCUCUUGCCCCAAACAUCAAAAAACUCUUCAGCAUCCUCUUCAUCAUUGUCCCGCCUGCCGUCAACCCGCUCGUCUACGGCCUGGUGAGCCGCGAGCUGCGCAGCGCCAUCUGCAGGCAGCUGAACCGCGUCGCACCCAAGAGACACAGCUGA
Molecule: messenger RNA, 1358 nt
Organism: Boleophthalmus pectinirostris (great blue-spotted mudskipper)
Lineage: Eukaryota; Metazoa; Chordata; Actinopteri; Gobiiformes; Gobiidae
Product: olfactory receptor 24-like
Exons: 3
Coding region: 357-1358 (333 amino acids)
Biological process (GO): G protein-coupled receptor signaling pathway
Cellular component (GO): membrane
Molecular function (GO): G protein-coupled receptor activity; olfactory receptor activity
Source: RefSeq, a predicted model, not a curated record